AUGUGCUCACACCUCAACUGGGAGUGUGGCCCGCUGUUGCUGUUACUACUUACAAGUGCUCUGGAAGGGCUGCAGAUCAUUGUGGAGGAGGGGAAGGAUGCUUCCCUGCCCUGUGACUAUUCUUCCUACGGGGGCCAGGUCCCUAUGUGCUGGGGCAAGGGAGCUUGUCCCUUGACCCAGUGUCAAAGUCGGGUGCUCAGCACGGAUGGAACAAUUAUAAACUAUCAAACAUCUAGCAGAUACCAGCUGAAGGGGAAUCUUCAGCGUGGAGAUGUGUCCUUGACCAUAGAGAAAGUGACCUGGGAUGAUGAAGGGACCUACUGCUGCCGGAUCCAGUUCCCAGGCCCACUGAAUGAUAAAAAAAUUAACUUGGAUUUGGUCAUCAAAAAAGCCAAGGUCACCCCUGCCCCGACACCAACCUUGCUGGGGAUGCCCACCACCCGAGGAUGCCACUCAGCAGAAACCCAGAACCAGACCCAGGCGACCCUUCAUGAUGAAAAUCAAACAGUAACACAAAAUUAUUCAUUGGCUGCUGAGGUCGGCCCCACUGGCUCCAGGAUGAGCGUCAUCUAUGUGGGAGCAGGGGUGUCUGCUGGGAUGCUUCUGCUCCUUAUCUUUGGUGUUAUGAUUUUCAAAUGUUAUUCUCAUAGGAAAGAGAAGUUACAGAAUUCAAGCCUGGUUACUUCAGUCAACAUAGCCCCCUCAGGGUUAGCCAACAUGGCAGCACAGGGAUGUCGCUCGGAGGAGAACAUCUACGUCAUCGAGGAGAACUACGUCAUCGAGGAGAACGCAUACGAAAUGGAGGAUCCCUAUGCAUAUUACUGCUCUGUCAUCCCCGAGCAGCCAUCCUGACCUUUCAUCACCCUCGACUCCAGAGGCUUCUUUUUUGAGCUUGGUGCUGUCUCCUUUGAAAGCCAUGAAGUGUCUGCUGGCUGUUCCUGGAAGAUCUGUCCCAUCACUACCAAGCCUGAAUGGCCCAUUUUCUGAUGCUAGUUAGCUCACAGUGUAUUGAACUGGAACCCACUGACUUAGGUACAAUGGUACCUCCAGAUCCCAGUGGACAGAACUAUUCAUCUCAGUUAUUGUCAGGGUGCUCAUAUGGGUAGGAAUUCUAAUAUGGGGGUCUCUGGAAUGGCUGUAAAAUCAGUCCUUGGUGACCCUGAAGCUCCUGAAAAUAGAGGGAAAUGAUGUGCCAAUACAUGGCUAUGUCUCUUUUUGGUACAGAAAGGCCAAAGAAGUCACAGAUUUUCAAAGAGAUCUGUGAUCCAUGAAGGGUCAAGCAACUACUGGAGUAGGACUAGAAGGUUCUAGAAAGUUCCCUCUGAAUAUCCAGGUUUACUCUUCUUUGAAUGUUGGCUUCCCUGCAGUGAGUGCCCCUGCACUCCUUUGCCUCAGUUAUGGGGAGACCACGUGAGAGACUACUGUGUGUAGGAGGCGCUGGAAAAAGGGAAGUAUGCUCAGUUUGUGUGGCCAGGUUCUGCUUGGGGUGCUUUGAAAGGGAAAUGUCUCUGACCAACUUCUCCAUUCAUGAGCUGGAUUUUCCAUAGAAGAGAAGCAGUGACUCGGAUGUGGAUUCUGUUUCCUUGUGGAAAGCAGCAAUUCCGAGAUCUGUUCCUAUCAGCAUCAGAUCCUUGAUGGGAAGACAGUAGUCAGCUGUUGCUACCUCUCCAGGGCCUGGCCCAGCUCUCAGACAUAAUAGAAAUUCACUAAGUAUCUUUGGAGUGAAAAAAUUAAAUCAUCAGAAAUGUACUUUCUUGAGGGACUUUUCUACGUUGGGUUCUGACAGAUCCUGGCUGUAUAGCCUUGCUUCUUGGAAAACUCACAAAUCCCCCCAGCUCCCAUCUGCUCUGCUCCAGGCUUUGUGUUCUCAGCAUCCUCUCUCAGCACAGCCCUGGGGAGUUGUUACUCUUGUCUGUCUCCCUCUUCAGCACAUAAAGAAUGAUACACAAUAUGGUCUUGUUGCUGCCUGAAACUCCAGUGCUCCCCAGGUGAUGGCUGAACUCGAUGCUGCAAGUAAAAGAUGCUGGUCACCCAGGAUGCUGGCAGUCUGCUUGUUUCUGGGUCUUUCCUGCAGUCUUGUUGUGUGAAUUAUGGUGUUUGGCAGCAUCUAGACAGUUUGGGGAAACACUGAGGUAUGUAAGGGAGAUCAUUUUGCAAAAUUAUAGGCAGUGCUCUCAGGCAAGCUGUAAAAUUAAUCAUAAGUAUUUUAAAGUUAAGAAUUUCUAAAGGGAAGGGACUUCAGAACAUAUUUGGACCAGGUUAGUGGUUUCCCCCAAUUCUCCCCUAAAAAGAUAUUCUACAAAUCUCUUUAAACGAGGGUGUGUAUACGGGUGCGGUGAAAGUAGUGAUUUGGUAAGGCUUUUCCCAUUGGUAGUUGGAAGAAGUGGUUACGGUGGUACAUUGGCACACGAGUGCAGUUAAAAAGAGUUUGGUGCUUUCUUCCUGGAGUUGCUUUACCAGUUCAACAAAUAUUUAUUAUGCUUAUUAUAUGCCAGGCAUGCUCUGGUGUUGAGACCAUAGAAAGAGACCAAACAAAUACACUUCUGACCCCACAGAACUGGCACUGGAUCUGACAGGAAGGAGCUUCCUUCAAUGAAUAGUUACUGGCAUUUAAUUUGAGCUCUGACACUGUCCUAGCUCCUAGAAAUACAUUAGACGAAGGAGAAGAUCCCUAGCCUCAUAGAACUUGCCUUAUAUGUCAGAA
Talpa occidentalis (Iberian mole) is the source of this 2704-nucleotide messenger RNA. It is a transcript of the gene HAVCR2, whose product is annotated as hepatitis A virus cellular receptor 2. Bases 1 to 852 code for a protein of 283 amino acids. The transcript has 7 exons. NCBI's taxonomy places the organism in Eukaryota, Metazoa, Chordata, Mammalia, Eulipotyphla, Talpidae. The record is from RefSeq and is a predicted model, not a curated record.